Messenger RNA from Pungitius pungitius (ninespine stickleback), 2278 nucleotides. RefSeq lists its product as uncharacterized. The transcript is spliced from 13 exons. The record is from RefSeq and is a predicted model, not a curated record. The coding region runs from base 155 to 1966 and encodes 603 amino acids. NCBI's taxonomy places the organism in Eukaryota, Metazoa, Chordata, Actinopteri, Perciformes, Gasterosteidae.
GCCAUUGUCCCCUUCCACAUACAUCAAGGAAGACGAGGGAGGAAAAUUCUCCUACCAUGAAAAAGAGUGUUACUUACCAAUCAGGCUUCCUCACUGCGAUUGUUCCUAUGGACAAACAAGUGUUUCUCCAGGAAAGCAAGUAAUUUUGAUUGGAAUGAACGGUCGUUACAAUCUGUCCCUUCCAUGUGUCAGCUGCCCCUGCGGAAAGUCCUGGUCACUGGACAUAGGUGAUCUCGUUGACAGUGGUUAUUGGCCAGCCACAGCCAACUUUGACACUUUGUACACUGUGGAUUUGUUCAGUACAUUUGAGGAUCUCAAGAUCACUGCCCCAGGAAUGUCACGGCAAGCUUUUGUUAGCAUGCUAGAACACCGCACAAAAGUCUUUGGUCGGAGCGGCCAGAUAUGUGGGGAUACUAUGCAGAAGGCAUUUCUGGAAUGGAUCUAUGCCAAAUUUGAAGUGGAAAGGAUGUCUCUGGUGCAGCAUUUUCAGUGCCCUGCAUGCACACCCUCCAUGCUGGCUGUUGCAGUGGAUGGGAACCGAAAACUUUACCGCUUUAAGAGCCAACCGGGACCGAAUGGAUUUUUUGAUGGAGUGUUUCUGGCCAAGGAUGCUGAAGUGUCCUCCUUUGUUGACUACAUCCAUGGGACAACCAAACAUAAUCCUGCGAAAGCAAGAUGUGGUGCAGGUCAAUGGGUGGCAGCACGAGAGUCUGCGAGUAAGUCAGCAAGCAAAUUGGAUGAGGAAGGCGUGGAAGUUGCUGUCUGCCGUCACGGGGUCUUGCUCAAAGGACUGAAUAUGUUCCGUGGGGAAAUAUUUGCAUACCCAUUAUAUCUCCAGAAACAGUUGAAUUCACAGACUGUGAAGUAUUUUUGCUCAGAUGUAGUGUGCAAAUACUGGCCAUAUCUGGAGAGGGUGGUCCGUUUCUGCCCAGAGCUACAAGACCUGUUGAACAUGCGCCCAUUUCUUUCGAUUAUGCAUGCUAAAGCGCAUUCAUGGACGUGUGAGUUGAAGUGGGGAGGACGUAACCAGGAAGGAGCUGGUACAACCUUAGGAGAAGAAGUUGAACAAGUAAACAGUUUCCUUUCUCGAGCAGCCUUAUGUUCUAAGUUCAUGGCAAAAGCAGUUCGCACAGACAUGCUUACCAUCCAGGCAAGUGGCUGGAACAAGCGGAAGGCAGAACACCUUGACCGGACAUUAGCAAAAAGAUACAUCAAGACUGUACAGAGGAUUCCAGAUGCAUCAACAGAUCUUAAACAACUUACCACCGAGUUGGCUAUUCAGGAAGACACAGUACAGCAAUGGGUGUGUGAUGUUCAGCAGUGGACAACAGGAGCAACUGUUCCAAAUGACAGCCGACAGAAUACUAUUGAAGGACUCUAUCUGAGCAUCAAGCAGCGAAAGUUUCAUCUCUAUCGUCAGACAGUUGGCAGUAAGCAGAGACAUAAAUUGAGGAAAAAGAUUGCGGCAGAAAAGAUAGCUUUGGACGAGGCCAUUGCUGACUACAACACUGUUGUGGGGGAUGCUGACAAACUCCCUCCUCCUGACGAGCUCUUGGUCAAAGAAAACUUCUCCUGGCCAUGGCAAUGUCACAGUGAUAUGAUCGAGAAAAAAAAAGUCUAUGACAAAGUAAUGCUGCUGGAUAGACUUAAGGAAGAAGCCGUAAUUGUGGUUCAGGAAAUUAAGCAGCACUGGGAGUACAUGCGGAGCAUGGCUAGAAAGAUUGAAGAUCUUUCCUCCCAGCUCUCUGAAGGAAUCACAGGUCAAAGCAGCACUGAAGCAUUGACAGAGAGUGGACGUGAGGGACUACUCUGCAUAUUAAAAAGAAGACUGUGUGAAGUUCAAGCACAGCAGACUUCAGCACGCGCAACAUAUCUGCAUAUCCUGGGACAACACAUGGUGUCUUUGGAUGACUCUUCCUCUGAGGAAGAAAACUUGGAUAGUAGCUCGUCAACAGAUGAAGACUAAUGGGAGCCAUCGUUGGGCUCAUUCUGGAGAACACUGCAGUCUGACGCUGUACCUGCAGAGUCCACACCAACGUGCUCUCCAUUGUAAAUGUCUGCAAUUGUUAUAUGGUUUGUGCAUACUGUGUGUUCCUAUAUAAAAUAAAUGACUUUAAUUUCCACUAUUGUGACAUUUUCUUGCACUACAUUACAUUAUUUAACCUGUAAAGAUAAACUGUACAUUUAAUGCACAGUAUAGAAUACACAGUUACAGAUGUUUGAGAGUCACCCUUCUUAAUCUGAAUUAUGUGUAAUAACAGGAUGGCUGUUUCGCCUU